UUUUUAUAAAAUUGUAAUCAUUGGAGAAUUGUAAUCACAAGAGAAUGAUAAAAAAAUGCGCACAGUGUUCCAAUAAAUGAAAUGAAAAAUACUCAGCAGUUUUAAUGAAUGAAUUUUUCAUUCGUUUUUCUUUAAACUUUAAGUUCUUUUGAUUUGUUAUAAAAAACAUGUUUUGUUGUUUUUUUUAUUGAACACGGCGGGAAUCAUUACAAAUAGAAUUUGAAGAAACACAGGGCUUACACAAACGUUUCACUCAGUUUAUUUUUAACAAAAUGUUUGGCCAAAAAGACAGUUCUGCUGAACAUUUUUCAAAUGUUCCGCCCGCAUUUCGAAGUGCAUCAAACGCCAAAUUGAUGGAAAUUCCAAAUAGCCCAACAAAUGGUAGAAUUCGUGGUAACAGCGUAUCGUUUUUAAACAGUCAACAAUUUCAAAAAAUUAAUGAACAACGAAGAGCAAGCUUUCCUCAUAAUCCUAAAAAAGCUGCAUUUGGUAGACGCCGCUCAAAAUUUAAAUCUAUGUUAAAUAAUAUUAUAUCAGCUGAUGAUUCUUGGGAUGUUAUUUUCAAAAAUUUUGUCGGUGAUGAUUUUGAUGGACACAAAACUUCUGGAACAUCGUCAGACUUUUGCGAAGAAGAUUUAGAGACGCUUAGACUGCAAGCUCUUGAAAAAUUAAAUCUCGCAAGAGUAAAACCAGUUGCAUUUGCAGUUCGAGCUAACUAUGGCUACAAUGGUUCUGAAGAUGAUGAUUCCCCAGUGCAUGGGAUGGCUGUUUCUUUUGAAGCCAAGGACUGCUUACAUAUAAAAGAGAAAUUUAACAAUGAUUGGUGGAUAGGAAGAGCUGUGAAAGAAGGACAUGACAUCGGAUUUGUACCAAGCCCCAGUAAACUUGAAAGCAUUCGUUUAUCUGGAUCAGCUGGCAAAGGAAAAAUUUAUCAAUCAGCAUCUGCCAGCAAAAUGCAAUUAGAUGAAAGCUCUCAAUCAAUUCCAAGGAUAAAUACAAUCGGAAGAGGAAGUGAAGAACGGAGUGCAUCUUUUGAUGAAGAUGGAUCAUUGCCAACUUUUACUCCAAUAGGAACUAACAUUUCAAAUAAUAAUAACAGUGCCAUAUCAAAUAACGCAUUAAAAAAUAAAAAAGGGAUUUUUAAAAAGAGUGAAAAUUUACCACCAUACGAUGUUGUACCUUCUAUACGUCCAAUUAUAUUUGUUGGUCCAUCUCUUAAAGGCUACGAGGUAAUUAUAUUUGUUGGUCCAUCUCUUAAAGGCUACGAGGUGACAGAUAUGAUGCAGAAACCUUUGUUUGACUAUUUAAAACAUCGGUUUGAAGGAAGAGUUACUGUCACACGAGUCACAUCAGAUAUAUCUCUAGCUAAACGUACUGCUCUUCAAAAUCCUAAUAAACAAUUACUAACGCAAAAGAAAGCUAAUCAAGCACCAGCAAUAGCGGAAGUUCAGCAAGAAAUUGAGCGCAUUUUCGAAUUAUGUCGUAAUAUGCAACUUGUUGUUCUUGAAUGUGAUAUGAUAAAUCAUCCUUCACAAGUUAUAAAGUCUUCUCUUGCACCCAUUGUUAUACUUAUAAAAAUUGCUUCUCCUAAGGUUUUGACACGUUUGAUAAAAUCCAGAGGAAAAUCACAAUCGAAACAUUUAAGCGUACAACUUGUUGCUGCAGAAAAAUUAGCACAAUGCAAUGAGGAUAUGAUUGAUCUAAUUUUGGAUGAAAAUCAAUUAGAGGACGCUUGUGAACAUCUUGGUGAGUUUUUGGAAGCUUACUGGCGUAAAGUUGCUCCAUCCCAUCAUAAUACUUCAACACCUAUCGGUAGUUCAUCCGCAAGUCAAAUACCUUUUGGAUAUAAUAAGAUUAACCAAUUUAAUGAAACUCCACAAAGAAGUUUGAGGACUGCUCAAGUUUGAAUUUUAUGGACACAAAAAUACUAAAAUUCUUCUUAAAGAAAUCCUUUUAUUGGAGUGAAGAAAAACUGCUCAAGUUUGAAUUUUAUGGACACAAAAAUACUAAAAUUCUUUUUAAAGAAAUCCUUUUAUUGGAGUGAAGAAUUCUGUAGUUACAGUAUACUAUUUUUAGAGAUAUUUAUUUGGAUAUAUUAACGUAAAUAAAAUGUGCAAAUAAAUUUUGAAAAUUAAUUGUAAAUAAAGCGCAAAGUUAAA
Molecule: messenger RNA, 2159 nt
Organism: Hydra vulgaris (swiftwater hydra)
Lineage: Eukaryota; Metazoa; Cnidaria; Hydrozoa; Anthoathecata; Hydridae
Product: voltage-dependent L-type calcium channel subunit beta-2
Biological process (GO): calcium ion transmembrane transport
Cellular component (GO): voltage-gated calcium channel complex
Molecular function (GO): voltage-gated calcium channel activity; protein binding
Source: RefSeq, a predicted model, not a curated record